This is a messenger RNA of Penicillium antarcticum, 2568 nucleotides long. RefSeq names its product WD40 repeat domain-containing protein. Gene Ontology annotation, molecular function: anaphase-promoting complex binding; ubiquitin ligase activator activity; protein binding. The coding region runs from base 1 to 2568 and encodes 855 amino acids. The transcript is spliced from 2 exons. Gene Ontology annotation, biological process: positive regulation of anaphase-promoting complex-dependent catabolic process; anaphase-promoting complex-dependent catabolic process; positive regulation of ubiquitin protein ligase activity. NCBI's taxonomy places the organism in Eukaryota, Fungi, Ascomycota, Eurotiomycetes, Eurotiales, Aspergillaceae. Gene Ontology annotation, cellular component: anaphase-promoting complex. The record is from RefSeq and is a predicted model, not a curated record.
AUGGUGGAUUCGCCAUGUCAAUCCUUCCUGGAACCCUCUCCAGGCACUCACACUAACCUGUUAAUUUCACAUUCUCGAUCUGAGUCCUCCAGGGACAACGGGUCGAUCAGGCUAACCGAAUCUGCCACGCUAAAUCUGCCAUUCUUUGAAACACCUACUUCUCCAUUGUUGUCCAAAACAAUAGCCCCGGUCUUUGCCAUACCUGCUCCUCGUUUCAAGGAAAAUCGAGUAUCGUCUCCCGAGAGAGGACGCAGCAGAGUUAGAUGUGCUUCAAAUUCACCAGCAGUGCGAAGUCCCUUCGGUGGCUCAAUUUCGCCAGAUAGAUUCAUCCCUAAGCGAGACUUUGCGGAGUCUAGCUCAGCAGCAUUCCGCGUGGCCAAACAUCCGCUUCGUCUUUCACCUCGGGAGAAACUUUUACGAAGAUGCCCACCGGGUAAUGACCCGUUUCUGCCACCAAAUACACGCAGACUUCCAAUUGUCUCCAGACCGCAGCAACCAACCCGAUUGCAGCAGGUUCCUCGUCAACGACCCAAUCUUGUCAACGGAAUUGCAUUUUCAGGGAGCAAUAUUCCGGAUGCAACAUUGAGACAAGUCAGUGCUGGCGCAGUUUGGAACGUGGGUGGAGCAUCUGCAGUCCGUGGAGGUCCCCUUUCCACAGCCCCAGGCGAUACAUCCAUCGCCACGGGCCAUGGACCAGCUGCACCAAACUAUGUGGCCAGAUUUCUGCCGAAAAAGCCGACGCCUGACGAAGAGGAAAGGCAUGAAUCGAGGCUUGCGCUUGCAUUGGAUAUAGAUCCAAUCACCAGAUUGCUCGGUACUACCCAACCAUGUUUCGAGGUGCCACUCAGUCCAGCGUCUCUGCACUACGAAAGGCUCUCUCCGUUCGUUUGGAAGGAUAGUGCUUGGAAGAAAGUGGAAAGGCAACAUUGGCCUACAGUCCGUGAUAAAAAAGAGGUCGUUCCACCGAAGCCCUUCCGCAUACUGGAUGCUCCCUUUCUUCGAGAUGACUUUUACUGCAGUACACUGGCAUACUCAUUUACAUCUGGCAUCCUGGCAGUAGGCCUUGGGCAUCAGGUCUUUCUUUGGUCAGAAGGCCGAGGGGUAGAUUAUCCGCCCUUUCCAGACUUGCACCACUCAAACUAUGUGACUUCUUUGUCAUUUUCGUCUGAUAUUGGUGGGAGAAGCAUCCUUGCGGUGGCUCGUCGGUCUGGUCAACUCUCUUUGUGGAGUACAUAUGAGGCGGAUAUUCGAUUCGAGAUCAGCCACCCCAACAGUAUUUCAUGCGUGGCAUUCAAGCAAAAGACAUCUCGGAGACAUUCAGAGCGAUUCAUCCAUCGAGAAGUCGAGACUGAAGAGCUAGCCGCUGGUGAUGACUUCGGCAACGUUUGGUACUACUCGGUUGAGUGGCCUGACGCCGAAAACCGAGAAGAGUGGAAAUGGAAUGGAUCCAUGACUCUACUUGCUAAAAUUUGUGCCCAUACCCAGCAGAUCUGUGGACUGGCCUGGUCACCCGAUGACAGAUACCUCGCCACGGGCGGUAAUGACAAUAGCUGUCUUUUGUUUGAAAUGGGCGAGAUCGUUCCAGUACAGCCUUUCGAUGCAGGCUCACCCGUGACGCCGCUUGAUUCUCCAAGUCAGUUCAGCCUUGGCGCCUUCCCCUAUCUCGCCCUGGGUACAGCUACAAGACGGCUAUUCCACAGACGGCCUGCUAUAAAUCACUUUCUCCCAUCAUGGGUCAAACCUCUUAUUAAACCUCCAGUCAGAACUCCACUGUUGAGCAAUGCGGGGACACUGAUUUCUGGAAGUGGACGCACAGUUCUGGUCCCUUUCAAUCGUCAAAAGCAUCGCCUGCUACAUUCGGCGGCUGUCAAGGCAAUUGCUUUUGCGCCAUGGCAGCCAUCUCUUCUCGCAACCGGGGGAGGCACGAAUGAUCGCGCCAUCCACUUCUAUCACACACGGAGCGGAGCCUGUCUAGCAACUAUCAGCGUAUUUGCACAAGUCACCAGUCUGAUCUGGAGCCAAACUCGGCGCGAGAUUGCUGCUACUUUUGGCUACUCGCAGCCCGAUCAUCCUUUCCGAAUUGCCGUCUUUGCCUGGCCCAGCUGCGCACAGGUCGCUGUCAUUCCCUGGGGUCCCUAUGGGGCCAGCUGGGAUGGAUCUGAUCCACCUACUAGUAGCGAUUGCGGACGAGCCUUGUGGGCAGUGCGAUACCCAGGAAGACUCCAUCAUCCACCGGAUUUUGCCUUUGGUAGACAAGUUAGUCCAUCCUCCUCACAGUCACCUUCUUUGAGUCGGUCACGAUCUCCGACUCGACCUCCUCGAUCUCGCGGGCACAGGACCGAGCCCCGGAUAGUGAGUCCAAAGGAGAAAGAAGGUGGAAUGUGGUGUACAAGAACCAUGGAAGAGGGGUGUAUCAUUGUGGCGUCUAGUGAUCAGACUGUCAAGUUUCACGAGGUCUGGACUGGAAGCAGGAUAAGCACUAGCUCCGUUUGUGGGCUUUUUGGGGGCAGUGAUAUUCUUGAGGGCGCGGAGGGCAUUGAGAAGUCUGGUGAGGAAGUCAUUCGCUAG